AUGUUUAUGCUCAAGAGCCUCUUUGGCAAGAUCUGGGGCGACUCCAACAACCACGAACUCAUCCAGAUUCCCGCAGGUGGCCUCUACCUAGUUCGUCCCAAUGGCCCGCAAGGAUUGCGCGAAUGCAUCUAUGAGGAUGCUGUUCUCUCCAUCCGUAGAACCACGACCGAACAUCACUAUCAGCUCGUAGUCACAAAGGCUUUCCAGGACUCACAGGCCGAGCUCACCGACGACGAUGACCUGGAGGAUGAACGAGCAUACCUCAUCGAUCAAUCGCUUGACUUUCGCCUCUCAACUCGUGGCAAAGAGCGCACCAUCGCAUGGAGAGACUUUGAAGGCGACGACGAUGAUUUGCUCGAGUUCGUCAUUGACAGCAAGCAAGUCAAUGAGGUUACCAUCACCAUUUUCGAAAUCACCUAUCUUCAGUGCGUCUAUGAGCACGCUUUCCGCACCAGCCAUGAACGUGCCACCGAGGAGGAUCUGGACCAGCUGAGAUACAAGGACGAGGCGGAUCAGAAACUUAGGCGUGAAAACAAAAGGCAGCUUGACAAGAAGCUCCAAGAUGCAGGUAUCGGCUCGACAUCCACUUCCGCUUCCGCAACCACGACCACCAUUGCUACUGUUGUAAAAGCCGAGCAAGACGCUAAACCAGCUCCAGCGAUACCAGCAACGAUCGCUCCCGUCGCCGAUACUGCAGGACCGCAGAUCGACCAAGACACUACCGUCUUUUCAGCCAUCGCCGAUCUAUACCUUUACGACCUCAAGUCGCAAUACUUUCUCGUGCAAGAGCGCAAAGUCGACGUCAGGGUUCUCGAGGCUGGUCGUUUUCUAUUCUGGCUUUCCAUCCGCGGUGCCGACAAGGUCUGGCUCGCACAAAAGGUGGAGACUGACAUGAACAUGAACUUUUCCCCAGAACAAACCUCGGCCGUCUGGAACUACUUCACCGACGACCGUCAGUGCUUCUCGUGGCUACUAAGGUUCGAGGACAAGGAAGCAUACUCGCACUUUCACAAGGGCUUCUCCCAAGUCAUGUACGAGACGCAGAACGAGGAAUCCUGGGCAAAGGCCAAGAACGAUGAGCGUGCGUACGCCGAGACAGCUUUCGAAGCUGGUGAGCCCAUGGACGUCGACGACAUCAGCGAGAGCGAGGAUGGCAACGAAUCAGUUCGCACUGCUAGAGAGGAGGAGGACGAGCGAUAUGACGACGAUGAAGACGAAGUGGCAGCCGCACUCCAGGGCGGGCGAGCACGCUCUGACGAAUCUUCGUGGCCCGAAGACUCGACUUCGCUUUUGGCUGGUCAACAGGACGUUAACUCGUUGCUUGCCGUUGGCUACAAAUUUGACCGUUCUUUUGUUGCACGAGGCGACAAGAUUGGCGUCUUCCGUCACACGGACGACAACAAGCUGGAGCACGACACUACCAUCAACAAUGUCGGCACGCCCAGCGGCAAGGGUUUCCGGCCGCUCAAGAUGAUGCUGCAUAACCAGGACGCGCAGAUGGUGUUGAUGGACCCGUCCAACAAAAACGCCGUAUACAAUAUGGAUCUCGAGUACGGCAAAAUCGUCGAAGAGUGGAAGGUGCACGACGAUGUUCAGGUCAACAAUGUAGUCGCUAAUAGCAAGUAUGCGCAGAUGACGGCCGAAAAAACCAUGAUUGGCCACAGCCACAACGGCAUCUAUCGUAUCGACCCGCGUCUCUCUGGUAACAAGCUGGUCGACUCAGAGUUCAAGCAGUAUGCGUCCAAGAACGACUUCUCCGUCGCAGCAACCGACAGCAAGGGCCGAUUGGCGGUCGCCUCGAACAAGGGCGACAUUCGACUCUUUGACUCGAUCGGCAAAAAUGCAAAGACGGCACUGCCAGCACUUGGAGACCCGAUCCUGGGCAUUGACGUGUCUGCAGACGGGCGUUACAUCAUUGCCACAUGCAAGACGUACCUGCUUCUCAUUGACACGCUCAUCGGCUCGGGUCGAUACCAAGGCCAGCUCGGUUUCGACCGCUCCUUUCCCGCCGAUGCGAAACCGCAACCGAAGCGACUUACGCUCAAACCAUCGCACGUGGCAUACAUGGGUUCGGCCAUCUCGUUCUCGCCAGCGCGCUUCAACACGGGUUCGGACCAGGAGACGUCGAUCGUCACCAGUACCGGCGCUUAUGUCGUCAGCUGGUCGUUCAAAGACGUCAAGAAGGGCAAUCUUGGGUCGUACGUGCUCAAGCGAUACGGAGGCGAGGUUAUUUCGGACGAACACGCGUACGGCUCGGACCAGGCGAUCGUGGUUGCGUUUGAACAUGAUGUACAGAUGGCAAAGAGAAGUCAACUGCUCAAGCCUACACGUAAGUCGCUAGCUCCGACAGGGUUCGGCCGCUGA
Molecule: messenger RNA, 2364 nt
Organism: Mycosarcoma maydis (corn smut)
Lineage: Eukaryota; Fungi; Basidiomycota; Ustilaginomycetes; Ustilaginales
Exons: 1
Coding region: 1-2364 (787 amino acids)
Cellular component (GO): nucleus; cytoplasm
Molecular function (GO): protein binding
Source: RefSeq, a predicted model, not a curated record